This is a messenger RNA of Columba livia (rock pigeon), 14174 nucleotides long. RefSeq lists its product as uncharacterized. The record is from RefSeq and is a predicted model, not a curated record. The transcript has 2 exons. Bases 5051 to 5746 code for a protein of 231 amino acids. Lineage: Eukaryota; Metazoa; Chordata; Aves; Columbiformes; Columbidae.
CCCAGCCCCAAAGGCUGAGCUGCAGCUGCACCCCUGUAAAAGGGGACCCAAAAGGUUUAGUGCCAAAACCCACCUGUAGAGUUACCGGGUCCCAGCCAGGGACCCAUGGGGGGUCCCACACCAGAGGGUAGAAGAAAACAGACCGCUCGCCGGCAGCUGCCCCACAGGCCAGCCCCAGAGAGGAGCAGGAACCGAGCACCAAGGAUGGGGUCCCCAGUCUGGAAUGGGGCCCAGCUCCUACCAACCAACUCACACGUGGCCCAGGUCAAGCGAGGAGAGGGGCUGGAACGCAAAGUACACAAUCACCAGAGUAAAGAUUCAUUCAUGUGCAUGAGGCAUCCCAGCCAAAUCAGGGCACCCCGAAUAUGGUUUCACCCGGGGUUCUUACUCACUUCAAAUGCUCAGGUACCACACAGUGUGACUAAUCACUGACACCCACACUACCCAUCGCUUAUCACAGACAAACUUUGCCGAGCAACUCAGUUUCUGUAGCUUUCUUGCUGCUCAUCUGUUGGUCCAGGUGCCCCUGGGGUCUGCCUCACUGGAGUCACCUCUCUGGUGACACCAGCUGACUCCGGAGGCAUUUCAAAGCUGCAUCGGAGGGGCUGGGAUGCUGGUGUUACCUCGCUUGUCUGGGACUGUCCUUCAUCCCCCGUGAACAGCCCUCAGUUUCCACCAAGCGAAGUCAAGCAGACAGGCUGUUCUUGUCUGGGUGAUCUGAACAAAGGCUGCAGCAGUUCUGACCCAGUCCCUCGGCCCCCAGAAGCAACGUGACCCCCCAACCCCAUCCCUGCAGGAACCAGCUGCAGCUGCUGAGCAUACCAGGAUGGGGAGAAGGAAACAGAAAGCACCCUUCAAAUAAAGUGCCAACAGCUGAAACUAAGAGCCAGAGAAACUGGAAACCCAGUUCCCACACAGGUGGAGCCCAUUAGGUGCCUCCAGCUCUUGGUGGGUCUCCCAUAACCCACCACGAUUAGUGCAGUAAGGAGUGUCUCUGUGUCCCCUCUUCAGAGAAGCCUAGGAAACGACAGUAAAUUAGUAACCCUGUCUGUGGUUCUGGAUGCCAAGACCGUGCCCUGGUGUCUGUCCAGAGAACACCCCGUCUGUGCAGCCAAAACCAAGCUUGGUUGUCCAAGGCUCAAAAUGGGAACAGUCCAGAGCAACCAAGAUAAAAAUGUCACAGUUUUGGACCUUAGCAAAUCAAGCAGUAGUUCCAUUACACAGAGACCACAAAAAUGGCACCAAAACUGUGUUAAUGCCACCAAAAGAGACCCAGCACAGAGCUGUCCCCAAAGCCCCAACCUGGGGGUGCCCAAGACGGGCAGCAGUGGCCCCAGGUAAUUCCCGCUGCCCUGGGCUGGCAAAGCCCUGGUGUGCCGCACCGAACAGGCCCUUGGGCUCUUUGAUUCUCUGAUUUUGCAAUAGAAAGGCAGGUAGCAAAUGAGAGCAGUCCUCAUCGGACCAGUGCUGAGCCCCUUUUCCUGUGAAAUGACAAGGAAAGCGGCUCUUGGCAUCCCCUAGAACUGGCCCGACACAGGCAAAUCCUCUUCCUCACAGAGUCUAACUUCUCAUUAACAAACACAAAACCAGAGUGAAGAUUAGUGUAUCCAACUUGACAGCCUGUAGUCAACCCCUGCCUGCUGGAGGGACCUCUGGGAUUGUUGCAAGGAGACACGACAGACAGAUCGCUUCUGGGGUGCCAUCCUUCCACACGCAUAACCCACCGAAGGAGCAACGUACGGCAGCGGGAGGGAGGCAGGAGACACAAUGCGAGGCUCCGAAAGGCUUGGGAGCGAAGAGCAGAGCAGACUCGAGCUUCCACUUGUCUCAGCAGAGCCAGCUGUCAGGAGAAAGCGGCUCUAUUGGGUAGCAGGACCGAAGACACACCAGAGCAUUAAUAACAUCCCAGGCAGCUGCUACACAGCGCUGCCUGCACCUGUCACAGGGCGACGGGGCGGCCAGCAAGAUUGGGAGAGAAAAUGGGGCACUGCGGGAAAGUCAUUUCAGCGCUGCCCGGAAGCCAAAUUGCUGUUAGUUUUGCUGAAAACCGAGCAACCGCUGCCCACAGCAACAGUGCAGCAGCAGAAAGGAAUACAGAGGAGCCACCUUUGCUGAGGGAGAAUGAGGUACAUGCCCCUCAGAGAUGGAUGUGAGCAUCCUGCAAAUAAGAGAAAUCAGAUAAAAGAAACGAUCUACAGAUUGGUGUCAGUCUGCCACAAGUGAGGUUAAGCAUGGAAAGGAACCCAAAAGUUUCACUUCGCAAUUGUACAGCCUUCAGCUUUGUAAGCGGCCAUUCCCUUAUAAGCCACAGCAAGCCAGUAAAACACCUUUCACAGUGAGAAAUGACUGCGUGCCUAAAACGCAUUCUAGCUGAUGUCCCUGUCUGUUCGGACCGAAGCAUGGCCGGGUUUUUGAGAUGCAAUGUGUAGAAAGGUGCUCAGAAGCAUCCAGGACUCACCUGCACCUCUGCCAUAGUCUCCCUGUGGCUAAAACACAGUUUUUAAGGCUGUCUGGCAUAAUGUCAAAUCUGGGUAAUGAUGUAAAAUGCUGAAUGUCUCAAGUGUCUCAGAUCCAGCUCCUCUGCUGUUCCGCGGCUGCACCGCACCUUAUCUCCUAAACCCGUCCCUCUGCGCCGCUGGGCCCGCCUGAGGGUCUGAACUGGGUUUCUGGAAGCAAUGCUUCCUCCAUUUCUUGCCCCCCUUAAAGAGUCUGUGUUCCCCAGGCAAUUAAUCCCAGGCCCAUUUUCCUCCCAACCCACCUGACUUGGAAUGAAGCUCCAGUUACAGCUGUUGUCACUGGCUACAGAAAAUUACUGCAGCCAAAAAUAGAUUCCUUUUAAACUCUAAUAAAAGAUGGAGAGAAAGGGCAGUUAUGUUGCAGUGGGAGGAAGGAGAGCAUGAAGUGCAAAGGCUGUCUGUUCUGGGGUUUGAAAUGUCAUUUAAGACACCUUUUCCGGUGCUUACCCAUAAGUUGUCUGCACGGGUCAGGGCGUAUUUACUCACACUCAGCGAGUAUCACCAUGUCAGGAUGGCUGCCCAGGAAUCUCACUGGCUCCACUGAGGCUUCAGAAUUCACCAGGGAGCAUUUCCUGUCCACAAGCUGAAAAAAUGCCAUCUUAAAAGUGCUUUUUGUUUGUAUUUUGUGCUUAUGUUUUUCCCAUGAAAAAGCUUUCUAAUUAUCUACCUGAAUUUGCUCUUUGCCAGCUUAUACCCAAUGGGUAUAUCAAUACUUUCUCAGAGCUAAACAUGUUGGCUUUGUUUCCUGGCAUUUACUCCUGAGGGUCAAGAACAGUGAAAGAUGACAUCCUCCGUCAGCGCGCUGUGCGGGAUAUACAACAGGGAGCCCCUUGCAGCUUCUCUCUGACAAUGGGCGUCCUCUUCCAGUCCUUCAGCAGCAUCUCCAUGAAUAUGUUCUAAAUUAACCUUUCCUGAGUGCAUAGGCUUUGACAAAUACAGGCUAUUCCAGGUGAAGGCUUGGUAAUGCUCUAGGCAACUUUCAAAACCCACCACCUCCAUCAGAAAUACUUCACGUCAUGCUGUCCUAAGAACCCACCGAGUUACUAACUCACUCUUACUCUCCUUGGGUUAAUAAACCCAGAGCUUCCUUAUUCCCUGGUAUUUCUUACUGAUGAGCUCCCAGACUUAACAGCCACAAAUCACGGCUGUGACUUAAAUCACGGGCUUACGCUCAGCUCAGUGUGAAGUUUGAUACUGUUUUUAUUGUCUUACCUGCCUGACACAGUACAUAAUGAUGGCACGUGUGCCUGUGACACUAUGAUUGAGAGGACAGGUAACUGCCCCUUAUAUAUGCCAGGGCAGAUAGAAAGCAGGUGAGCUGCAACUCACACAUAUCCCCCUGUCCGUUAUUUGAACACAGAACCAAAAGCACUGGCCCUGAGCUGUGUAUGUUCUGGGAAUGAUCACUCUGAUAUCCAGAGGAGAGGGAUCAUUAUCUUAUGAGGCUGCUGCAGGCAUCUACAAUGACAUCCCACGCACCAGCAAGGUCGCAGCAUGCUCCAGGACCUACAAGAACAAACCCGAAUCUGUAACUGCAGCCCCAAGCACAAUUCAUCUCUUGCACAGUAACUCCCUUUAACACCCAAAACACUUUCAUAUUUGGAGAAUAAAUUGGAGCACAAGACACCCCCACGAUGCAUCGACACUUCAUCAGCCAUUCUGAGGAAAAGCAAACAGUCACACUGUCAUACCCACGAGCAGGGCCCCAGGACACAAACCUGGAUCUGCUCUGCUGGUUGCAAACCCCGUGCUCCAUGCAGCAGCACAUCUCAGCACCCGCACACACACGAAAGCAGCACUUCCAAACACCUCCCGCUGAAGAGGGACGUUGCACUUUAGUUUUUUUCUUUCUGGGCAGAAAAGGCUUCUUUUGAAUGAGGUUUUUCAAAUUUCAGAGGAUUUAUUUGCUUCACCAGGCCAGGGACUGUUUCAGGCCUCACAAUGCAUUCUGAGGUGCAUAACGAAAUAUAAAUACCUAAUCUGAGUGUGAGACUGAUGUUCCUGUGCCCAUGCAGAACCCACACAGACCUUCUCACUUCUGCUGAGGCCAUCCGUGCUGCUGGCCACAAAUCGUGACAGCCUGAUACCUGCACUUAAUGUACUUGGGAUGGGCCUGGGAUCUGGAAAACCGAAACAGAUUCUCCCUUGUCUGUCUGUCUGUCCCCACAUGUUAUUCUAAAGGGCUCUUUCUAAUUUCAGCUGUUGUGGAUUGGUUUGAAGGAAAGUUGGCAAAUUAGGUAGUAAAUGUUCAGUUCAUAGACCAAACUCACCACACAGAUCUAAUGAAACGGAUCUCAAAGACCGCUGUGUGCAGGACAGCUGUUGACAGCACAGGUGUCACACACAUUUCUCACUGCAUGCUCUCACGAUGCCUCACUGCAGAACGCACACCUGGGCAUGUCCAAAAUUGAGAUGUUUCUGCCUCACCCUUCACUCCAAAGUAUGCUGACAGCUCAUGUCUGCUGUGCCCUGCUGGGAAGCCAGCAGUGGAGGUGGCCCUGGAGAAGACAAUUGAGGUGGCAGUGGAGGUGGCCAUGGAGAGGACAGUGGAGGUGGCAGUGGAGGCGGCCCUGGAGAGGACAGUGGAGGUGGCAGUGGAGGCGGUCAUGGAGAUGUCAGUGGAGGUGGCAGUGGAGGCGGCCCUGGAGAGGACAGUGGAGGUGGCAGUGGAGACGGUCAUGGAGAGGACAGUGGAGGUGGCAGUGGAGACGGUCAUGGAGAGGACAGUGGAGGUGGCAGUGGAGGCGGCCCUGGAGAGGACAGUGGAGGUGGCAGUGGAGACGGUCAUGGAGAUGUCAGUGGAGGUGGCAGUGGAGGCGGCCCUGGAGAGGACAUUGGAGGUGGCAGUGGAGGUGGCCAUGGAGAGGACAGUGGAGGUGGCAGUGGAGGCGGCCCUGGAGAGGACAGUGGAGGUGGCAGUGGAGACGGUCAUGGAGAUGUCAGUGGAGGUGGCAGUGGAGGCGGCCCUGGAGAGGACAGUGGAGGUGGCAGUGGAGGCGGUCAUGGAGAUGUCAGUGGAGGUGGCAGUGGAGGUGGCCAUGGAGAGGACAGUGGAGGUGGCAGUGGAGGCGGCCCUGGAGAGGACAGUGGAGGUGGCAGUGGAGGCGGUCAUGGAGAUGUCAGUGGAGGUGGCAGUGGAGGUGGCCAUGGAGAGGACAGUGGAGGUGGCAGUGGAGGCGGCCCUGGAGAGGACAGUGGAGGUGGCAGGGCUUCUUGGUCUCAGUUGCUGACAGAAGUGUUCAGAGCACCCUACCAGGUCCCCAUCACCCCGACUGCCUCACCUGGUGCCUCCACCACCCACACACCCUUCCCCAUUGGCGCCCGUUCUACACUUCAGCUCAGGGCAGGGGCUUGUUUCUCAGUUCAGUGCUGGCAGCGCUGUGAAGCCUCUGUUUUCUUGCUAUUGUUGACAUUUGUGGUUGGUUUGUUUGUUUUCUGUUUGUGUGAAUAUUUUUCCUUCCAUUUUUGUUUGGGUGAUGUCAUUGGACUGCCUUUGGUUCCUGAUUAGUUACUUUAGGACCAUGCACAACUGGGGGGAACUGUUUUCAUGCUAUCAUCAUGUUAAAGGUUUUUUGUCUUCUACUUGUAUUGUAACAUGUCUGCAUUCCUUAAAUUAGUAGCAGUAUGUGACUUUUUUUUUAACAGCUAUUAGAAGUAAGAAAAAAAUUAAGAUUGAAUCAUCUUCUUGGUUUCCUGUUUACAGCUAGAAACGCUCAGUGUCAUUAAAGCAUUAUAACAGAAUUCCCGAUCUCUAGCAGGGAUUUCUGUUUUCUGUUUAAGCCUAGCCCAGACCAAAGGGCUGUUUUGUAGCCUGCACCCAUGGAGUAGCACUGCACAGAGCACCUGAAAAGCCAGGGUGCAGAGCAGAGCUCUUCUGUCUCAGUCACAGUCCCGGGGCUUGUUUUCUUGUUCUGGAUGCAGGCACAUAAGCUGGGUCUGCAGCAUUCCUUAGCCUUCCUGGUAUUCCCUUCAUCUACCUUUUAAACUUUUCAGGAGGAAAAAAGCGCAUAGCCAUCACAGUGGGAUGAGUAUUAACAACUUUAUUUGUGGAGUCUUGGUGGGCGUUGGAUUUUGCAGAGGCAAAGAGAGAAUCUUGAUUUAGAUGCCGGAGCUCAGCACGCAGCACAGGAGCCUGUGAGCUGUGCACGGCACUGGGGAGCACUCUCAGGGCUGCUGCUCCUCCCGCUGUCACGGCCGCGUGUGCUGUAGUAGAGGGCUGGCACCUGGGGAUGUCACAGCUUCUUAAGGCAAAGGGAUACCUUGAAAAGAGCAGAAGGGAGAGGUACUGCAAUGAAACAUGCAAGAAAUACAGCCCUGAUGUCCAAGCCUGGGACUCUCCUCCACCCCAGGACAAGGGUGGCUGCAGGUCACAGCCCUGUAGCCCCAGGGUUGUCUGCCUGGCUUUGGGCUGCCCCCCUUCCCUGCCAAGCAGGAUCUGGCAGGUCCAUUCCUGCCCAGCUGCUGUGGAGCUCUGGCCCCUGUGAGCAGGGGAUCCUGUGCAGGGCUGGGGGAGCUGCUUUUACCUCGGGCUGGGCUAUUCCGCCUCUCUGCUGUAGCUGGGAGAGGAGGUAAAGCUGCAGGUGCUUUGCUAGCAACAGGUUUGUGUGUGUGCAAAGUCAGAUGCUUCUGACGCAAGUGGCUUUGUGGUUUAAAAGCUGGGGGGGGGGGCGGGGGGACACACGCUUGACAACCCUUCUCCCCCAGCAGGGACCAACGUGUGACGGGAGAAGAGCGUCUGAAGUGCCGAUCUAAACGUGCUGGCGGCUCCAGCCCUGUGCGCAGCUCCAGGUUUUUAGGAAGAGAAGCCUCUUCCCCCCGAUGAAGAGCAGUGAGUACAGACAUCUCUGUAAUGUGCUUUACUUUUUCCUGGUUGACUACAAAUAGCUGCCGAUUUUAAAACACUAAAAUAAUGUUUCAAGGGACAGUUGUCAAAUGCUGCUAGUUGAGACAGUUGCUCUGCUGAGAGGGGAAAUUGCAUGCCUGGAAUCAAAGAUAUUUAAUUUUGCUGUGAAUGUAGGUGCUGAAAUGCUCGUAACAGUAUUUCAGAGUGAGUUCUGUGGUGGCUCUGCCUCUAAUAGUCCAUACUAUGUUUCUGUGUUCAGAUCAAACACCAAAUAUACACAGGCGUACAAAAGAGAUUUUAAUCUCAACGUAAAUGUUAUUUUAAAGGGAAUGUAUAGAUACAUAUGGGAUGUUUUAUGUCAAGGACAACCCCUUUUAGUUCAGUGAACUAUUCGUUUUAAUCGGAAUGGCUCUCCAAGGGGUGACUCAGUAAUUUGCUUUUCUUCGAUGACUAAGUUUUACAUGCUCUUAUUUGGUUUUUAUAUCAGUAGCAAACUACCUCCAGUAACAGCAAAUUAUCUGGAGCUUUAAAUACCUUUGACUGUACAGAAGAACAGCACUUUGUUCUCUAAAUUUGAACCAUGGUUGGGGGCUGCAGAGCAUAAAACGCAGUGGGAUCAGUUCCAAGUAAUUGGGUGGAGAAAGGGGAAUGAAUUGAAUAUAAUUCUCUGCAAUGGAGAACUAUCUCUUGAGACUUGUCACCUUCCAGGUACCUAAUUGCGUCUCAAACCAAAGGAAUGACACCCGUGCUGCUGCUUUUCUCAAAAAGAAAAUAUUAGCAAGGAAAACAUACUUUCAGACCCUGCUGUUUGACGCAGAGCAGCUAUCAGUUUAUUUUACCUUAUGCCUAUCGCACAUCAUAAAUCCUGUUUUGUGUUGAUGUUAAUCUCCUUUUCAGUGAGAAUCUUGAUGGAACUGCACGAGAGCGCGGAGGGACCCGCGGGCAGCAGCUGCCGCGCGAGCUGGCGCAGUUCUGCGCGGCAGGGCCGGGGCGACCCGUACAAAGCUGCAAGUCAGCUGAGUCAAUUGAGCCGCGCCAAGGGUUUCAGCAGCAUGGUGAUCUGACCUCACCAAGCUAAUGUAUAGCUGUUAUGGAAAAACUGACCCAAACUUGCAGCUCCUCAUUAGAUGAGGGUGCCUAUGGUACAGCUGUUCUCACCGAAGAAACAGCUCAGGAGUGUUUCCGCCGGUUGUCACUGCUUACAGGACUGAGGUGCCUGCACGGUGAACUCGGUGUAUGCUGAGUCUAACAGGACACCUGUGCUUUGAGACCCUGACCUGCCGAGCAGCCUCAGCAGCUGCAAACUAAAGGCAGCACUUCAUGCGUAAGCAGUGACCAUUGCCUUGCUUAUAUGGAGCUUUAACAGCUGGCAGUAGCUCAUGCCAGUGUUUGAUGCGCUGAUGCCCUGAAACCAGGAAAGGUGAUUAUCUGCUUCUAUAAUAUAAUGAGAGAUGAUUUGAUAUAGACUAAAAUUUCCCACGGCAUUAAAAUAUAAGUGUAAGUUUUUUUAACUUUUCAGCCUGACCUCUCAUUGUCUAAUUCUAGCUUUCUGAUGUAAAAAAUGAAAAGCAUCAAGCAUACUGCAAUGACAGAAAAGAAGUCAUCUCUCUUUGAAGGAAAUCAUUAACUCUCCAUUUAGAAGAGUUCCUGUACUGUUUGCUGUUUUUCACUGUCACCAAAAUUGAAGCCUAAAAUCCCGAGGCUGAGAGUUUUGCUAAAAUGCUACUAGCUAACAAAUGACCCUGGUCAACAUGGUUCGAGGGUGCUUGUUUUGCUGUUGGCUACCGGUGAAUAAACCUAGACUGUUAGAGCAACUUGCUGGUAGCAGCACUAUGAUAUGGCUGAUGAAAGUUGUUAUUUAAUGCACAUAAUCAAACCGAUAAAGACAGCUUAAUGGCUCAUCAGAUACACCACGCUUUUUAGCAUAAGCUGCUUUGAUUACAGAAGCAAGUAAUGCCAGGAGCAAUUGUGGCACGCUUCAGUUUCUGCUGUCACUUGUUGAACGGAAUUAGUUUUAGGGGAGUGCAGAGAGCUUGACUGAACAUGUUAAUUGUGAUGGAGACCUCAGAGUGCAGGUGCAAAACAGAACAAACCUUUACAGAGCUGAAAUGUAUAUGCACGGUUAACUUGCAAUAGCUGCGCGCAGUGGUAGUUUCCAGUAGCUCUUUUCACUUGAGGUCUCAGGAGCUGUGGUAACACGGUGAAAUAAUGCUCAAUGCUAUUCAGUGACAAAAGGGAUCAUGAGGAAAGAGGAGACGACAAAGCAGGACAACUUAGGCCACUGCUGGGUUCAUCCAAGAGACUAGUGCUGCACCCUGGUCUCCCCUUCAUCCCUGAACGGAUGCAGUGUUCCUGGACAAAAACACAGGCAAGGGGACAGGGAUGGCCCUGCGGAACAGCCUAUGUCUGGACACAAACCCACCUGCAGCUCAGCAGCUGGAACCCCACAGGUUACUGAGAUCUAACCUCUCAGCAUGAUGGGAAUAGGUUAAAUUUCUGAUGUCUUUUAGAGGCACCUAUCAGUGUUAUCCAGGUAAUGCUUAGUAUUUGAGUGGUGUUAAUUGCCCAGUGGAUAAUGAAAAACAAGUUGCUGAGGCAGUAGACCGAUGUUUCGGUACUAAAUAGAUUCAAAAAGACGCUGGGAACAACAACAGAAAUUCUUCAUUCCACUUCAAUAAUUCUAGACAGAAACCAAUUUUCUGGGUAAGAUAAAUUGAAAAUCAAAUGAAAAACCCAUAUAUUUUUCCAGGCUUUGUUUUCAUAACAUUCAAAAAGCCAUGCAGGAGGUGAUGUCAUAAAUAUUGACAAUACUAUUGUCCAAGCUUUCAGUUUCAGAAAAGAUACCGUCCUGUUUGGUUUGAAAUGUUAAUGUUUCGAUGCCUGGCUGAGGACUGCGCUUCAGGAAGCUGCCACAACUAUUUCUCGAAUGUAGUUCUCUUAAGUCAUGCUUGCACAGAGUUUUUCUUUUAUUUCUUAAUGCUUGCUUUCCUCUCAGUUUGCCAUAGUGCAAGAAACUUCUUAAUAGUCCUGAGUUUUUAACGCUGAACUCUCUGGGGAGGGAUGGCUGCAAUGACCUCUAUCUCCCUUUCAAUUUCCAGCUCCUGUUCUGCUGGCAUUAAUUUUAUUAUCCUUUGUUCACACAGCAGUACCCAUGUGGGCAGCAGCUUCUCUACUUACCUUAAAAUACACCUUCAACUUGGGCACAAAAUAACACGAAUUAAGACUUAAAAUGACCGACUGUGGUGUUACUGUCACAACAGAAGCCCCGUUUCAGUCGUGCCUGUGUUUGAUCCAGGAGCACUCUCACAGUCUGGGCAGAUUUUUCUGGUUUGGGACCUGACGGACUUGCAGUGGCACCAGCUCUGUCUGGGGUUUGCCUGGAAGGCAGUGCUGGCUCUUCAGCCACCCGGAGCAGCUGACAGCCAUGGAAGGUGGGAAAGUGUGUUAACCUGUUUAAUUACGUGCUUAGGCCCCUAUCUUCCCACCAGCACCACCCCAUGUCAUGGAAUGGAACGUCCUUUACUUCACGAGAAAGCACUCAGUUGUUUCCUCGAGGCUUCCCGCAGAGGACACAAUGGAGCGUGGCUCGUGGCAGUCUGCAGCGGACUGAAAACUACCAUGUCCAUGUUGCGUUCCUGUAUGGACUGAUAAGGUGUCAGCGUAGCUUGGGCUGAGUUCCAGUCGUUCACCCUGACACGACUACGGGAUCCUGAACAUCCCUCCGUAGGGGGGGCACCGACUACAUCAUUUCGACACUGCUUCUAUCCGCCUGGCGAAUUAGCUUGCAACGUGACUGGUGUGCCUCUAAAUUGUUUGGGUUUUUUCUUCUAAUUUUAUUCUCUACUGGGAAAUGGUUCUCCUCCCUAAACUAUGACAAUUACUUCCUUCUUUUACCUACUCCCCCAAUUACUUUGUUCACAUUCAAUACUCCAAGCGAUGCGGUUUUCAUCUUUAUCUGACUGCUCUGACAAGGAGUGACUCAUGUGCACAUAUACCAGAUGAUUCAGCUUUGUGCCUACAAUCUAGCCAAUACUGAAGCACUGGGGAUGGUAAAAAUCAGCUGCUGUGCUGGAAGGCGGCAAUUUAGAAGGAUCAGGGCCCAUUAGGGGGCAAUUUAGUGCUGGACAUAGCCCAGCCUGAUCAUUUAACUGUUCCCAGAGCUUAACCCAAAGCACUUACUGUUAAGUGCUCACUGGAGUAUCUCUCCAGUGAAAAAAGCUUGGACCAGUUCAGACACUUACUGGGGUCCAUGGCCAAUUUCCCGUGAUGGAUGGGAAGCUGCUACUUACAGCUUAGAUCUCCAGACAACUUCAUUAGAAGAGCUGAACUCUAAAGCUUCUCAACUAGGGACUUGUUUCCCAUUCUGAAUUAAUGUAUUGAUAAAAAUGGACAAAUACAAGCAAGUUAUGCAGGAGUAGCAGAGGAUACCAAAAAGGUCAUGCCCAGUGUCUGGCUCACAGAAGCAGUGGAUAUGUGUGAUCAGCCCAUGUCAGCUAAGGAGAAGACAGACAUCUGUCAGAUUGCAAGCCUACUUCCAAAACACAGCCAGCGCUGCUGGUCCUGGCAGCUGUGUGGGUAUUGAAGAGGGAGAACACUGCUCUUGCUGCACUGACUUUUUUUUCCUACAGUGUUUUCUUUUAUGUUUUACUUCUCAGCCACAAUGACCCACUUAAUGAGAAUCUCACCACUUCACUACUGAACGCGCGUCUAAAUAGCACAGGCAAGGCAGAGGGAGUUUAUUUUUCUUUCUGCGCAGUCCUGCCUUGUACAACAUCCAUUCCCUCAUUGUAUCAAGCCAAAUACUCCUUAUAAUAGUGCUAGAAUAUGUGGUGGCAGGUGAAAGCUCUCAAGGGUACACACACAAAGUAUGAUUGUCUUUGAAAGUAUCCUAAGCUCCAGGUAAAGCGUCCCAACUUACAAAAGGAUACUUCUGAGAGUCCUUGUGUUUCCAGUAUAACACUAAGUCAAAGGGCCAAGAACAUGAUUAGCCUCAGUAAGAAUUACAGUAUCUCUCCACCAGGUAUUGUGCAACUUUAAAUGCCUGUCCUCGUGUGUGUGUGCGCUGGGUUUCUGACUCAGCAACAAUCAGUUUGAGGCUUGGGCCUUAAAUUAAUUCCGUUCUCGUGGCCAGGCCAAGCCCUGUGCUGAAUGUGUGGCGCCCUUUCCCUGCAGCCUGUUCGUCCCUGCGCUCUGGCAUCGCUGGUAGCACCAGCCUUGUUUCUUAACCUGCUGCUGGCUGAGAGGACUAACGCUACACAGACUCCCUCAGAUUCCAGGAGCAAAAAGGCCACUAACAGCUGCAUAGCACUGAGACUUGGGUUGUCAGUGGUCUUAGGGGAAUUCUUGUGAAGAAGACAAAAAGCCAUUUCCAAGUGUAAGGGAACUAAAAGACUUAUGGCUCACUAGACUCCUUAAUAAAGUGGCUGGAUAAGUGUGCCUGUGUGCAGAAAUCUUCCUUUAAUCUUGUUUCAGGGAACAGUUGGCUGAGAUUUUACUUGAAAUUUAAAACAGCCUGUGACACAUCAUAUACAAAAACUUUAAAUUCGGAAGCUUAAAGGUGACUAAGCACUAAGCAAAACAACAGGUGUAUAAAAAGAAGCAACACGUAAGCAGCCCUAAGCUCUAAUUCUCUGAUAAUUUGUGUGUGUUAUAUUACAGCUAUUAUAAUAAAAUGCGCAUUCAAAAAACAUUUUUUCUGGGUUCCUUUGCUACCAAAACGUUAGGUAACCAGGGACCUGUCUCAUGUUGAAAACGCUGUCACUGUGUCUGUUUAUACCCCUCUGUUCUCCUUGUCCGUGUGUCCUGCAGCUUUGCGAUGGAUGAAAGGGCAAAACAAGGAACGGACCAACCUCCACGCUCUACUCAGCUAUCAGCCACAUGGCAGACUUCAGGUCUUGAAUGUUUCUGAGCAAAUUGGUAGGAAUCAUGAAUGUGCUUGAAAGGAUAAAAUUCAUACUUUGGCACCUUAAGGGCAACUAACAGCAAAUGGCAGAAAAUACUCAGCAAUAGCGAGGUUUUGCCAUACUAAAUUUUCAGCUUUACUCUUCCUUAUUUGAUGUGGUAACAAAACCAAUGUUUGACCUGAAAAUGGUGUAGUGUUAUUUCAAUGUCAGAAAACCAAAGCAGGGUGAUAGAAAUGAUAUAUAUCUUAGACAAAUGUAACAAACUUGCUGUGAAUGUCUUACCCACCAUUAGCAUCUUUUGAUUUACAUUUGAGAUUGGUCUUUUCAGCAAAAUGCUAUAUAAUCCUAGCUAAGUGGAUGAGUCCUCUGCAACUACGUCUUUUAUGACAGCAAUCCUACUGAUAGCAUUCUUCGUUAUAACUAGACAGGAUAGGAAGAGUUUAAGAUCUUUUUAAAAAGUACUCGGACAAAAUGCUUUCUUUGGUCUUAGCUCAGACUACCCGGAUAAAUCACUGUUGGGGAGGAUGAACAGUUUAAGUCCAUUCACCCUCAAGAUUGAGACAUCUCCCUGGAAUUUAAAAAUGAGAAGUUUCCUUCUCAGCGUAUAGUUGAUUUUCUUCAUGGAAAUAAGAGUCAGUAAGAAAAAAAAAUAUUGCAACUUUAUAUUUUUACUGUGUGCUUGCUUUGACAUAAGACAUGCCUAAGUACUUAAUGAAAAAUAUCAAAAUCGUGAUGGAUGAAAAGGUAAAUAAAAUGUUCACUUUAAGAGUGAGUUCUACUACCUUUAUUAAUAAGUAUCCUCAGAGUUUGUAAUUAGCAACUCAAAUCUCCUAUUACAAACAUUAAACAUUUCUGCUUAUGGGGGAAAUUGACACUAAGUGCAAAAUAAAGUUAAAACAUACCUUAAAACGA